Molecule: messenger RNA, 855 nt
Organism: Fraxinus pennsylvanica
Lineage: Eukaryota; Viridiplantae; Streptophyta; Magnoliopsida; Lamiales; Oleaceae
Source: the annotation of a GenBank genome assembly
AUGAAGAUUACUGCUACAAUGCCGGAGGCAAGAGACAGAUUAUCGAGGGCAGAGCACCCUAUAGCUACAUACAGACCAAGGUUGAGGUCAAUCACUUUGGGCGGAAAUGCAGGUAGGGGUGAUACUGUAUUUUUUGUUUCGGAAGAUGAGCCUGAGUUGGCACGAGGUAGUGGGACUCCAUUCAGAUGGAGGGACACAAUGAUGACCGGUAUACGUGGAACAGUGGGCGUGGCUGCUGCUAGUGCUGGUGCUUCAAGAAGUGGUCGUGGUGAUCGUAGGAGGGGUAUUCUGGGAACACCAGGAAUUCGGCAGGGCCAGAAUGUUGGCCAAGAAAAUGUUUCUCCAAACGUAGGACGUGGACGGGGAGGGCGUGGAAGUGUGCUACCUUAUUGGUAUCCAAGAACUCCGCUCCGUGACAUCACUUCCGUCGUUAGGGCAAUAGAAAGAAGAUCUCGCUUGAGAGAAGGUGAAGGCCUACAAACUGGGAGUCCUAUUCUCCAGGACCAGCCAGUUCAUUUUCCUUUUCUAUCUACACCAGUUGCUUCACUCGAGCACAAUAUUUCUAUGAUUUCUCCGAAGCCAAUCAUUGGUAGUAGUCGUUGUACAGCAUCGAUUGGUAAGGUGCCCAAAUUAUUGCUUGAUAUCACCAAUAAGAAGGAUGAAGACUCGGGCUGUUCAACUCCUCAGAAAUUGUUGCUGAACUCAAUUGACACGGUCGAGAAAGUAGUGAUGGAGGAGUUGCGAAAACUGAAGAGGACUCCCUCUGCUAGGAAGGCUGAGAGGGAAAAAAGGGUUCGGACUUUGAUGUCGAUGCGUCUGAAUUUUGCUGCUGCUGUUUAUGCAGACAAUGAUUGA